This is a messenger RNA of Kluyveromyces marxianus DMKU3-1042, 897 nucleotides long. It is a transcript of the gene FIG1, whose product is annotated as Fig1p. The transcript has a single exon. The coding region runs from base 1 to 897 and encodes 298 amino acids. Gene Ontology annotation, cellular component: membrane; mating projection tip. Gene Ontology annotation, biological process: conjugation with cellular fusion. NCBI's taxonomy places the organism in Eukaryota, Fungi, Ascomycota, Saccharomycetes, Saccharomycetales, Saccharomycetaceae. The record is from RefSeq and is a predicted model, not a curated record.
AUGCUUUUUUCGGUAAAACUAGGCUACACACUGAUGAAGAAGAUGCCAAGAGUUUUGGUUAUCUUAAACUCUUUAAUCUCCAUUUUCUUAUUGAUUUUUUUACUAGUUGGCUGUUACAAACCAAACCAAAGCUCAACAUAUUUGGUUAGAUAUAAAUUCAAUGACGAUUCACCUUUAUAUUCUGUCAUCUCCAAACAAUUCAGCUCCAAACCAUCUACCAAGGGAUUAGAAAAGGUUAAUAUUCUCUCAGGAUAUAUGGGAGUGUGCAUCGAUAACAUUCCAUCCAACUAUUAUAAGAAUACUACCGACAAGGCCUCCACCGUUUGCUUCAACAGAAAAAAGGUUGACGACAUGCAAAUAUACGACGACCUUACGAUUAAAAUAUUCAGUUUUGGCUAUCAAAACUCUUCAAAGCAAACAGAUUCUAGCGACAUUAACAUUUUAGGUCUUGCCCACCAAAACUCAGCUGAAAUCGUUCAUCCAUAUAUCUUGAUGGUGGUUGUCAUUUUCACCAUUUUGCUGUUUGGCAUCACUACUUAUGCUGCUAUACCCAAGCUUCCCUAUAAAGAUUACACACAACGUGUCCUUAUGGGCCUCACUGCUCUAACAGCUUUUCUAUGGACUAUUGGCGCCAUUUGGGCUCAUGUCGCCAUAAAUGCUAGUGCGUCGUUAGUGCCAAGAGCUUCAAUGAAUAUUAUGAAAGUGCAUAAAGGCAGAAAGUCACAGACAAUGACCUGGUUUGCCUUUGCAUUCAUGCUAAUAAAUUGCUUUAUUAUCUGGAUGAUCUACUUCAGAGAUAGAAAAGAACUCGAUGAAAAGCUUGAUGAUGUCAAGUCAGUCGGAAAUCCAUUCUCUAACAAGUACUCUUCGGACAGUAACACACUAACAAGCGUGUAA